Messenger RNA from Tetrahymena thermophila SB210, 2466 nucleotides. RefSeq lists its product as hypothetical. Lineage: Eukaryota; Ciliophora; Oligohymenophorea; Hymenostomatida; Tetrahymenidae. The transcript is spliced from 7 exons. The record is from RefSeq and is a predicted model, not a curated record.
AUCCUUUAGAAAUAUAUAAACCAAGAAAAAAUUUAACUUAUCAAAAAGGCUUAUUAAUUAAUAUAAUUGCAAAAGUAACAUCAAAAUAUUUUGACAUAUUACUUUACUCUUGAUCAUUAAGAUAUUAAUUAUAUUAUCAAUACAUUCCUGAAACAAUAACCAUUUACUUUCUAACCCUAGCCUAUAGUUUUAGAGAAAAUUUCUUUGAAAUACGUACUAUAUACAAACAUUAUCAAAACAGAGUCAUAGAUAAAAUUUCUAAAUAUGUCAAUCUAUAGUGGGUUCGGUACAAGAAAACAAGAACAUGAGUACAAUACUUCAAUUGAGCGCCUCAUUAAUUUAUUGUCUUAAAAAAUAUUAGAACUCCAUUUGAAUUAGGGCAUAGAUGACCAAAAGUUUGUAGUAUCCUUUGGGAAAAUAUAUGGAGCUAUUACAAAAUUAGAGUAAAAUAAAUAUCUCCCUCCUAAAUUUUCUGAAUCUGCUAAUGAACUAGCUAAAAAAUUGGGUUUUUAUUAUGAGUAAAUUUCAAAUGCGAUUGGAAGCAAUUAUUCUACAAUCUAAAUGAACGAGAGGAUUGUGAAGAAUAGUAGUCUACUGAAUUCUAGUAAGCAAACAUUGAGUGUGCAAAAAAAUAUGAAUUAAUAAAAGGCUAGUCCAUAAUUGGCUAUGAGCUAAUCCCCAAGAUUACCAACGAAAAAUAAAAGUAAAUCUGGAAUCAGCUCGCCUAAAAUAUUGAAUAGAUUAGAUGAAGGAUAUAAAACAGAUAAAUAAGAAUCAACAGGAGAUGAGCUAAACCAGACUUUUCCAAUAAAAUAAAAAAAUAGGAAUAGCUUUGAUAAUACUAACAAAAAAUAAGUUUUAAACAAUGAUAAAAAGCAAAGCAACAUAAAUUAAAAUAAUCACGGCAGCUAAAAUAACAUAGUUUCAGUGAGUUAAGUAAUAUAAAAUUAAUAAAUUUAAAUGGCUAGAUAAAAUAGUUCAAAUAAUAAUAAAUCCUCAGUAAUUCCUUCUGUUGUUUUACAACCUAUUCCAUUACAAUAGCUUGACUAAAAUAAAAAAAAUAAUAACGAACUGCUUAUUUAAGUCAAUCUUCUUGAAGAGUCAAACAAGUUUGUUAAUUUGUAUCCUUCAUCAGAUUAAGAUAGCUAGCAAAAUUAUGAAUUAAAUGAUCAUAAGCUUAAGCAAUAAAAUGAUUAAUUUUUAGAUAAAUGGUCUAAACUGUGCUCUAACAUUUAUAAAUACUAAACUGGAGAAUAGCCACAAAUCAAAAAUGAAAGCACAUAAGAAUUAAAUGAAGAAUAAAUUGCAAAUGGGAAUGGAUUAGAUCCUAUAGCAUAAGAAGCAUUAAAUUUUCAAAUUAUUUAAAAGCAAAGAUAAUAAUAUUACUAAUAGCAAAUGAUAAAAAAUUAACAGUUCAUUCAAAGCCAAAUAUUGAAUUAAAAAUUAUUUAAUUAGUAAAUGUAAUAAAAUUUAUAGGGUAAUCAAGAUAAUUUAGCAGUAUCUAGAGUUUCUAGAAAAAAUGCUGUUUCCUAAUCACUUUAAAGAUAUUAAAAAUAAUCUCCAUAAGCAAAAAAUAACAGAUCUACAUCAAUUACCAACCCUACAACAGUUAAAGUCAAUAACAGGUAUAAUUUAGAUAACUCUAAGCUAUUAUCACAAAAAAAAGAAAACUAUAAAAAACUUAACUAAAAUGGCUAGAAUGUACCUCAAUUUACAAAUUUCUCAAAUAACUCUACUUCUAACAAAAAUUCUUCUAGUAAUUUGAGGGUACUUCCAGAUUUAAAUACCUCUUAAAAUCUAGGAAGUUUAAAUUAGAAUAAUAUUUAAAUUUAGUAAAGCUACUAAUUCCACAAUGAGUCCAAUUUUCCAGAGCCUAAAAAGUAACUAAAUAAUGUCAGCGAAGAUCUUCCUUAAUCAUAUCAAAAUAGAUACAAGCAACAAGCAAUUUCAGGAAAAGAGAGCAACUAAGAUAACUUAAAUACUCAAAUAAAUGCUACAAAAAAGCAACAAAUGAUUUUUUAAAAUAGAGAACCAAUAAAUUACAGAAAUUAAAAAACAGAAGGGACAGAAUAAAUACAAUAAAAUAUAUCUCUUCCUUAAACUAAUUAAUCUUAUUCAUUUAGUAAUUCUAAAAAUAUAGUCGUAAAUGGAGGAAAGAAACAAAAAUCACCUUAUAAUUCUAUUUUGGGCUAUCCUAUACAAUAAAAGAAUAAAGCAAGAAGAUUAUCUAAUAUUUAGUUAGAAAAUGAUUAAGAAGAUCCUUUCAGUCUAGAUCAAAGCAUACAAAGAAUAUAUAAAGAAUCAAAGGCAUAUUCGACUCAACAUAAAGAAAAUAAAUAAAUGGCAAAUUUUAAUCUUUCUUAAUCUACAAAAAAUUAGAAUAAGGAAGAUAUUUAAAUACCUCAACUUCAACCUUAAAUUUAACCAAAAAAUGAAAGCGGAUUCUUCAUCACUCCAACACAAUGA